Messenger RNA from Trichoplax adhaerens, 261 nucleotides. RefSeq lists its product as uncharacterized. The transcript has a single exon. The annotation marks the transcript as partial. Gene Ontology annotation, cellular component: membrane. Lineage: Eukaryota; Metazoa; Placozoa; Uniplacotomia; Trichoplacea; Trichoplacidae. The record is from RefSeq and is a predicted model, not a curated record.
GGACUAGUCCAAAUUCUGUACAAUGGAAAGUGGGGCUCGGUAUGCAGCCAGAAUUUUGAUUACACUGAUGCAAGUGUUAUCUGCCGACAUCUUGGAUUUUCGAAACCUAUCGCAUAUGGUCCAGGAUAUGGAAAAGGGAAUGGAACCAUCUGGCUUAACAAUAUCAGAUGCAAUGGUUAUGAAUCAUCAAUAACAGCAUGUAAUCACGAUGACUGGGGAGUUCACGAUUGCAAGCAUGACGAAGAUAUCGGAAUAACGUGU